UCGUUUGCGGAAGUAAUUUAUUAGUGAAUUUCUUAGUCUUUUUCACUCGUUAUUUUUAACGAAGAUAAACGCUUACAAGGAUAGAAAAAAAUUUAAAAACUCGAGUAUAACGCAAAUAGAAAUAGAUAAUAUCAUGCUAUUCGAUGCUUGGUUUCCUUGACAACAUAGGGGAAAGCUCGAUCGAGGGGAAAGUUAUCUUUCCAUCGUUUAUGAUAUUUUCUAUUUCCUAUUUAACACGAAUUUGAAUGCAAAUUAAUUUCGGCUAUUAUGUCGACGUUAAGAGAAUUAUUAUAAAUCAUUUAUCAAUGUCAAGGACAAAUUAAUAUCUGACAAGUCCUUACGUGACAUAGUGUAAAAGUUACAUAUAGGAAACCAGUGCGAUAUAGGCAACUCUCUCGCUCUCGCAAACAGGACUAGAACAAGAUUGGUCUGUGCAUGUUGUGGCCCUUUAAAACGUGUGUGACAACCGAGUGUAUUGUUCUGCUUCGGUUCGUGGUAAUCCAGUCGUAAAAUGAUAGUGAAAUGAACAAGAGGUAUAUUAGAUGUACGAAGUUGAUGCUCUUAAAUGAAUUUCUACCUUCGACCGAUGCAUAAAGUCGUUUCAUUGAAAUGCUGAAUCGGAGACGCAACGAAGGUUAGGAUGAAAAGUAUCAUUAAUAUUUUGAAAAUGUUCAUUGCGUUUUUCUAUGAUUACGCACGAGGAUUGUCGUAUACAGUUACCACGAUCUUGGUUUUGGGUUAUUGCCUGCAUCCAGCAAGGUUUGCUUCGCAUUACACGUUUAUAAAGACGGAUGACAUUUACGAUGAAAUGGAAAGGUCGUAUCCGGCAAGGGAUAACUCUUGCAUGAUCUCGAUUAAUCCUAGAAGAUCUCAUUUACUUUAUCCCGAUCAGUAUCCUCGAGAGGAUCCAGUAGUAAUGGCACGACGCUUAGGUAUAUUGCCAGGAGGACAAUGGAAGCCUCUCAACUGCCAUCCCCUAUUUAACGUGGCAAUCAUACUGCCAUACCGAAACCGGCAAACGCAGCUUGCCAUUUUUAUGAAUUACAUUCACCCUUUCUUGCAAGCUCAGAAUCUCGAUUACAGAAUAUUCGUGAUAGAGCAAAGUCCGAUGAGCGAAUUCAACCGUGCGAAACUAUUCAAUGUUGGAUACGCCGAAGCAACCAAAGUGAACGAUUUUCAUUGCUUUAUCUUUCAAGAUAUAGAUUUAAUACCUCAGAAUCCUGAUAAUAUUUAUGCUUGCACAAAGAUGCCAAGACACAUGAGCUCAAGCGUGAAUACAUUUCGUUAUAAUUUACCUUACACAGGCUUGUUCGGAGGUGCAAUUGCACUGACUCGUAAACAAUUUGAAAGGGUCAACGGGUUCUCCAAUGUUUUUUAUGGAUGGGGUGGAGAAGAUGAUGAUUUUUACAGUCGUCUGCAAUCCAGGGGUUUUCAGGUGAUUCGUUUCAGUCCUGAUGUUGCUCAGUAUUAUAUGCUAACGCAUAAAAAAGAAACUCCAAGUAACGCAAGAUUUGAAAAUUUAGAGACUGGUGCUAAGAGAUACGACACAGACGGAAUUAGCAAUUUAGAAUAUAGGGUAUUGAAUCAUCAGUUAAGGCCAUUGUAUUCAUGGAUCUUAGCGGAUGUCUAGUCCUUCGAACAAUUAAUAUUUCUUAAAUUAUUUUAUGAAGAAACUUACUUCUUUUAAGAUAUUUUCUGCAACUUCAUUUCACAAUGACAAAAAUCUUCACAGCAGAAAAUUGUUUGAUAUGAAAGUUACACAAAGAUAAGUUUUAUAUAAAUUUUCUAGCAACGUGUAAACAAAAGAAAAAACUAAUGUCACCGUAACAUUUUUUAUACAAGUGUUGUUCUGAACGGUAUAGUGAUAUUUACACCAAAAGCAUUGCCAUGAUAUGUUUGUAUUAUUAAUUGUUUAGUAACGUAACGUAAAGAAAUAGUCUGUAGAUAAAAAUGUACUCAUCCGACGUUACGUUUUUGGAAACGAAAAUACUUCGGUAGUCGGUUCGCACAUUGUCGUGCAGUUUGUUCGAACUAAUUGUCUGCAGUCUUAUAUAUAUAUAUAUAGAAAAAGACAUGCGUCCUAAAUUCCGUUCCUGUUUACAUUAACGCAUUACGUCGUGAAGGUCAAUUUUUUAAGAGAACGCAGUUUUGAUAGUACAAAACUUCUUUAAAUAAAUCACGAAUUGUAGAUAAUCAAUUUUCCCCUAACUUAUUCCUAAUUCACAGAUAGCUAAUAUUUGAUACUUUUAGUAUGGUAUUUGUGUAUACCAAAGGAAAACUAAUAGUGAAAUUAGAACAUUAUUUAUUGUUUUUUUAAUAAUGAAAACAUGAGAUAGAAUAAGUUCAUAUGUUACUAAUCGCCAAAUGUAACCAAAGCAAUCGUUAUAAAUAUCAAAUACUUAAUGAUUCCAAAUAACUUUAAUGUGAUGAUAAACUUAAAUAUAUAUAUUAUAUUGGAAUAGUCUGUGCUUGAGUAUAAUUCAGGAAUAUUUAGUUUCUAAAGAAAACUGAGUCCAAAUUGUAAAUCAUCGAAAGUAAAGUUUAAAAUUAUAAACGGCUGUAUACGUGUUAAAGCAACUAUUUAUUGUAUAAAGUCAUCACUAUGCGACCAUUAAACUUUCAUUUACAUGUACUUAAUUUACAAUAGAUUGUAUUUUUGAAAAGUCUAAGAAUCAUAAGUAUUGCUUUAAAUAUCCUUUUCCGACUUUUAAUUGAAAGAAAAGAAAAACAAAAGUGAGAUUUUUUUUUAGCGGAUACGAGUGUAGUGCGGGCAAUAUUGCCGAGUGUAUUUUUAUUAUCUCUUAACUUAUUAUUACAUAGGUUUUGCAUGUAUAAUUAAAAAAAUAAUGAUAGGGUUUACGAAUGACUGUAGAAAUGUGUGUGUAUAUAUAUAUAUAUAUAUAGUGUAUUCACUAUAUAUAUAAAUAUAGUGAAAAAUGUAUGAUCUCCAAAAUUACGAUUUAAAUUAGUAAUAAAAAGAAAAACGGACGUAUAUAUGCGAAUAUAAAUAUAAUUAUCUCUCUAUAAUAUGUCUGUGUGUGUAUUUGUGUACGUGAAAUCUGACAUAAUUACAUUAUAAACAAAUUAUGAAAUUUAAUGCAAACUGUUACAGUAUAAUAAAUAUGUGAUGAACCAG
This is a messenger RNA of Nomia melanderi (Alkali bee), 3136 nucleotides long. RefSeq names its product beta-1,4-N-acetylgalactosaminyltransferase bre-4. The record is from RefSeq and is a predicted model, not a curated record. Gene Ontology annotation, biological process: glycosphingolipid biosynthetic process; carbohydrate metabolic process. NCBI's taxonomy places the organism in Eukaryota, Metazoa, Arthropoda, Insecta, Hymenoptera, Halictidae. Gene Ontology annotation, molecular function: N-acetyl-beta-glucosaminyl-derivative 4-beta-N-acetylgalactosaminyltransferase activity; galactosyltransferase activity. Gene Ontology annotation, cellular component: Golgi apparatus.